Chiloscyllium plagiosum (whitespotted bambooshark) is the source of this 2069-nucleotide messenger RNA. Lineage: Eukaryota; Metazoa; Chordata; Chondrichthyes; Orectolobiformes; Hemiscylliidae. The record is from RefSeq and is a predicted model, not a curated record.
AGUAGUACCAGUACGCUUACUUCCACCUGUGUUGUUUUUACUGGUUUUUUCCCACUGGGCAGGUUUUUGCAGCCCACACAAUUUUUUUAAAAAAAAUCUUAAUUUUGUGCACUGUUGUUUCUUUUUGUCACUGAUGUUGCUGCCUUUUAAUGAUCACUUUAAUCAUUAUUAAUUUGAUCAUUGUUAAUCAUUUGAAGAUAAUGUUAGUUUAUUAAUCACUUCACAGCAGAACUGAACACAGAGAGAUGGGACCUCUACUAGAAGAACAAAUUGGAGAAAUGAAAGGGGCCUAGGGAGGCCCGCAGUCACAGUGAAUGUUGCAAACUUGCCCAGUCUUUCAAAAAAAAUGUGCUCAGCAGUGGGUGUCCACCUUUUAUCUUUGUUUGAAGGAUCUAUUUUCAAAUGAAUUAAUAAGCACACCCAGAAGUGAAAAACAAAAUUUUCUUUUUAAAAAAAAGGUACCUGGAAAUUAACAUAUUGGUUGUACUGCAGUAGACCAGUAUACAUCCUUCACAAGUUUUACUGGUUUUCCCGCCUGGAUGGGCACCUUUCCCUCUGUUAUGUGGAAGUGCUGCAUGUAAGAACCUGCCCUGGUGCGGUGUUUGAAAAUGGCAUUCACAAAUCAAUGGCAGCAUUAAGCUCUAUGGUCAGAUACAAUGGCGGCAGUCGCAAAAUUUGCAUUUGUCAGAUUCCUUGAUGACAAUGGGGUAUCUAGGAUUGUGUCCAUUCAGGAGGACGUCCAAAAGUUUAAGCUCCUGACACACAAUCCCAGCAGGGUAUAUAUGGUUCGAUGGAUCCAGGCGAGCAUUGGCAAGUCAGAGGACUAUAACUCUGGUGAAUAUAUGCGGAGCCCCAAUGAUCCAUACUAUAAAGCACAGAUCAUGCUUCUCGCAGAGUCCCCUGAAGAGAUCAGAGCUGAAAGAGCUAAACAUAAACUGCUGAAGUAUCCUACCUGGGAUAGCAAUGUGGAAUCGGACAGUGCCAGUCAUGGGCCUGGCCCAAGCAGGAACACACAGGGGAAGAGAGUAUUAGAGGCCACUGGUGUGACAAGGGAUAAGAGAGCUCGGACAGAAAGUGCGUGGAGAAAACAUCUGCAGAGGCUAAUAGAUGGUUUCAAGACCGAGAUGCCCGACUGUGCUCUGGGGAAUAUGACAGAUGCCCUCUCUGUAUCAGGAGGGUUUGUGAAUGAGAUGACCCCGCCACCAAGGAUGGUCGGACAUGACUGGCAGGAAAGGAAACCAGGGCUCAUGCAGGUGGAAGCUGAGAACAAAGUCCUCAGGCAGAAGGUGGAGUCCCUAAACAGUGACCUGCAGGAGGCUACAAGAAUCAUCCGUCGCCUGCAGGAGAGAAUGGACCAGCUGCAGGACCUCAACUGCCGACUCCAAGAGCGACUCCUAAACCGCGCCCAGCCACGCCAACCUGCACUGUCCAGACGGGCCGUGGAUCUGACAAGACCAGCACUGCCCAGAUCAGUGCAGAUGAAUACGGAGCCUUCACCCACAUUCACUGGCACAGACGGAGAGACCAGCACCUGUGCAGACAAUCUCUAUAUUCCUAUCGAUGGAAUGGUUCAACUUCAGGGUGGUCUGGAGAUUACAGAGCGCCAAUGGGAAAAUGUUCUGCGAUCGAAGACAAACUCGAUGUUUGUCAAGACCCUGGCUGCCGCUGUAUGGGGCUCGGACGUGCUCCGCAAUAGGUCGAUUCAUGGCAGAGUGUGUGCCCGCUUCAUCAAUGCGGACACACCUCCGGUACCGAAGCCUGCACUUUCUCCUGUUAAACUGAGUGCUAUUAAAGCUUGCUACGGCCACUAUCUCAGAUCUAAGGGGAUGAGUACUGAAGGGGUCUGUAAGGAGCAAGCCCGGGUCCAUGGUUAUAUAUCAGAGAAGAUCAUGGACCUAAACAGAACAAGAAAGAGCAGCCUGGCACAAGAGUCGGUGUCACAGUGAAGAGGAGGGAGGGACUCUGCAUUUUUAUAAAUGUUUCUUUCUUUUUAAGUGUUGCCAUUUUCAUAGUGCGGUGUACGCUGUUAUGAUUUAGAUUUCCAAUAAAAUAGGUUUCAGAAUCUUCAA